This is a messenger RNA of Drosophila innubila, 677 nucleotides long. Its product is annotated as calmodulin-like protein 4. Gene Ontology annotation, molecular function: calcium ion binding; myosin heavy chain binding. The transcript has 4 exons. The coding region runs from base 116 to 565 and encodes 149 amino acids. Lineage: Eukaryota; Metazoa; Arthropoda; Insecta; Diptera; Drosophilidae. Gene Ontology annotation, cellular component: cytoplasm; myosin II complex. The record is from RefSeq and is a predicted model, not a curated record.
UCGACAGUUAUUAACUAGAUGGCAACGCUUAAGAGUCUACAACCUGUUUGAGUUUUUCUUCAUUCGUUUAUUUAUUUAUUUUACUUAGGAAAAGUGCAAUAUAUAAACUAUAAAUAUGGCUCGCUACUUUAAAGAACAGGAUAUUGAUGAAUUCCGUGAGUGUUUUUAUCUGUUUGCUCGUUCGGGCCAAAUUAACAAUUUGGACGAACUCACUGUCAUUAUGCGUUCAUUGGGCUUAUCGCCCACAAUACAAGAACUGGUUUCGUAUUUGAAGCAAAAAAACGGAAAAAUGAGUUUCGCCGACUUCCUGGACAUCAUGCAUCAACACUCAUCGGUGGAGAAUCUGCCAGAUGAAGUAAUUGCUGCCUUCAGAGCAGCCGAUCCACAGAAUAAGGGCACAAUAUCGGCCAAGCAAUUACGGAAUUUGUUGCAGAACUGGGGAGAGGGUUUGUCCGUCCGUGAGGUGGACAACAUUUUCCGGGAGGCGAAUGUCAACAACAAUAGCACCGUGCGCUAUUCAGAUUUUGUGAAAAUAGCUUGUGCUCCGGUACCAGACUAUUACUAGACGAAGCUCCUUUUGGCCAAUAGCAAAUAUCCAUUACAUUCCAGUAAUUAUUUAAAUCUUAUGCGAACUUUCGCACAAUACAAUAAAAAAAUUCACAACAAAUAAUAUUUAU